This is a messenger RNA of Dipodomys spectabilis (banner-tailed kangaroo rat), 1305 nucleotides long. Its product is annotated as calcium-activated chloride channel regulator 1-like. NCBI's taxonomy places the organism in Eukaryota, Metazoa, Chordata, Mammalia, Rodentia, Heteromyidae. The record is from RefSeq and is a predicted model, not a curated record.
AUGGUAAAAUUACCUGCCAAUGCAUAUGUAGGUAUUGUCAUUUCAAUUAACCCCUAUGUAACAGAAGAUGAAAAACUCAUUCAGAAUAUCCAGUUGGAAAGCAAAGCCUUGAAUGUCACAGGGAAGACAUGGGCCAAUGGCUCAGUGUCUGUGGACAGCACCACUGGAAAUGACACAUUGUUUGUUGUUACCUGGACAAUGCAAAAACCACUAAUUAUUCUCCAAGAUCCCAAAGGAAAAGAAUAUGAUACCUCAGAUUUCAAAGAACAUAAGCAAAAUAGUCGAACUUCCCAUCUUCGAAUACCGGGCAUUGCAGAGACAGGUACUUGGACUUAUAGACUUUUAAAUAAUCAAGCCCAACCUCAAUUUCUAUCAUUCACAAUGACCACUGGAGCAAGAAAUCCUUCCAUAAUUCCAGUAAUGGCAGCUGCUUACAGGAGUCAAAAUACAGCACAACACAUAGACCCAGAUAUUGUUCAUGCAGUUGUCAGGGAAGAGGAUAUGCUUAUAGUGGACAUUGAUAUAAUAGUCAUUAUCGAAAUGGAAGAUGGACAGCAACUCUUGCAGCAACUCUUGGACAAUGAUGCAGGUGCUGGUACUGUCAAAAAUGAUGGUAUCUACUCCAGAUAUUUUAUGGACUACAAUGGAAGUGGUAGAUACAGUUCUGUCCAGGCAAGUAUUCACACAGCUAGACGGAGUUUAAGACGACAGAACAAGUCUCUGUACAUACCUGGCCAUGUUGUAAAUGGUGCAAUUGUACUGAACCCACCCAGACCUGAAGUUAAAGAAGACUUGGCAGAAGCUCAACUGGAAAAUGUCAGCAGACCAACUUCAGGAGGGUCAUUCACUGUAUCAGGAGCUCCUCCUGCUGGUGACAAUACUCCCUUGUUACCGCUCAGUAAAAUCACAGGCUUGGAGACUGAGGUUAAAGGAGGUCUUGUUCACCUUUCAUGGACUGACCCUGGCAGUACCCUUGAUAAAGGCAAAGCUGGCAACUGCACCAUAAGAAUAAGGAAGUCUUCCCAGGAGCUCCAACAUGAUUUUGACCAUACUGUUGAUCUAACAUCUAAGGAGGCUGGCUCUGAAGAAACAUUUGGAUUUAAAGCAGAACGUUUUAAAGUAGAGAAUGGCACGAAGAUCUUCAUUAUAAUCAAAGGCAACAAUGAAUCUCAUCUCAUAUCAGAAGUCAAACGAGCAAUUAGGUUCACUGCUCCACAAGAUUCCAGCAUCCCUGCUCUGGGCAUCAAUAUUUCUGCAACCAGUUUGGCUAUUUGGGUGUCGGCUAUGAUUUUGUCUGUAAUUUAA